CACUUACAGUUGACCUAGGCAGAUCUAGCAGUGCAGAACUAACUUAUUGAAAAGGUGGCAUCCAAUGAUGGAUUUUAUACACCUGUCAGCAACUGGUGUGGCUGAAAAUAGCCGAAUCCUCAUUUGAAGUGUCCACAUACUUUUGUAUAUGUAGAUUGAUUGAUAGAUAAUCCCAUAAUGAACAGACAGAGUAUCGUUCAGUUACCGUAACAUCGUGACGCCAGAUUGCCAUGGAAACUACAUUACGCUCCCAGUUGAGAGAAAACAGUGCGUGGUUGAACUUCAGUUUGUUUCAGCACCACUGUCUUGUUGGACAGCAAUCACGCACGAACCUACAGUUUAGCAAGAUAAUAACCAAUUGUGUCUACGACUCGGAGAUCCAAUUAAACCUGUUGGAUAUCACUUAUUGUUGUUUUUAUCACUAUAGUUUGGCUAAGUUCUACCAUUUCAUUCAGCAGUUAGGUCAACCCAAGAUAAUGGAGCUCCAAAUGGAUAGAAGAUUUCACAACUUGACCCUGGAGCAAGUCCAGACUCUGGACCAGGUGUUGACAGAGGUGAUCCCCAUCCACGGCCGAGGGAACUUCCCCACCCUGGAGGUGAGACCCAUGGACAUCAUCCAUGUAGUAAAGGACCGGCUGGUGGAGAGGGAGAUCAGGGUAAGGGACAUCCGCCUCAAUGGCUCCACCGCCAGUUAUGUGAUGGUCAGGGACAACGGCACGGGCUACAGAGACCUGGACAUCAUCUUUGGAGUGGAGCUGCCCAGACAGGAGGACUUCCAGGUUAUCAAGGAGGUGGUGCUGGGCAGCCUGCGUGACCUCCUUCCCCAUGGGGUCAACAGACGCAAGAUCACCUGCCUCACCAUGAAGGAGGCCUACGUACAGAAGAUGGUCAAGGUCUUCAAUGAGCACGACCGCUGGAGCCUAAUCUCACUGUCCAAUAACCGGGGUAAGACUGUGGGGCUCAGGUUCGUAAAUUCCCUGCGACGACAGUUUGAAUUCAGUGUGGACUCCUUCCAGAUUAUAUUGGACCAUAUGCUGGAGGCAUAUUGGGAGACUGAGAGGAGGCAAGAGGGUCAGUGUAAGGGAUUGGAGUUACACAAUGGCAAUGUGUUAUAUCUGGAUAGAGGGGCAGAGAAAACCAUAAUGGAACCCCAGUACCCUUCUGUGAAUCUAAAAGAACAUAAAGACAAUGACUCAAUGAUGACACACUUCACUGACAGUCUGUGCCACAGUGAAGAGGUUAUUGUUCAAAUGGAAGAAUCAUUGCAUCCGAUGGAUGUGCAUGCAACUGGAAAGCAAGAGGAACAGGAAGUGUUAGCGAAAGCAGAGCUUGACCUGGGAUCUCUGGAGGAUGAGGAAGAGGUAGAAGAGGUGGUGGUGUUAACAGUUGAUACAGUAAAAAUACAAUUUGUUCAGAAUACAGAUUACCUCUCAGUUAUAUCCUCCAAAACAAUGACAGAAGAGAUGGAACCUCUGGUGCCAAAUACAUCUGUAGACCUUCAAAGUAACACAGAGGAGUCAUUGAUUUCUGAGUCAAAAGACAUCAAUCCAUCCCCCAUGUUGCUCACAGAGAACUCAGCACUGCAACAAGAGCAAGCUCAACUUCAGGUGAUACUUCAAUCCACAUCCCAAGACUGCACUGCUGUCACACAAAACGUACACCUUGAACAUUCAUUCCUUCCCCCAGCCAAGAAAACCUGUGACACAUCCCAGCAAGUUGUACCUGACUUUUGCCCCUCACCUAAAUCUCCAAGGAAGAUGUCACGAAAGAUGAGCAGCACUUCAUCACUCCCUGAAAAAUGGUCUUUGUUAAAAGAUCUGUCAGAUCUGACAACACAGCUGUUUGAGCCUAUAGAAAUACAACCAAAUCCCUCUUUAAUAGACACUGAUCAAGGCCAUUAUUCAUCUUCCUUAGGGUCCAGACAGAGGAACUCAGAGAGCACUAAAACACUCACAGAUCACCUUACUCCAGCUGUUUCAUCCCAAGAUAAAAACACAUCACCCCACAACAUAGAACAAAUAGUCAGGGUGAAAUACUCAAAAAAGCCUCCCAACUCAGAAGCUACUCAGGAAUCAGUGUCCCUUCAAACCAUAGGGGACAGAGUCCCAGAGUCUGAGCCUGCUGCUGCUCAGGAACCAGGGCCACCAGAGACAACCAUAGUCUUUCCAGGGCCAAGCUCGGCCUUAAAAGACAGGGUCAGCAUCACUGUGGUAGCAGAGUGCAUGUACGGUGACUUUGAGCAAGCCAUGGAUCACCUGCGCUUCCGACUCAUUGCCACCCAUAACCCAGAGGAGAUCAGAGGAGGUGGACUUCUGAAGUACAGUGACCUGCUGGUGAGGAACUUCAGGCCAGCCAGUGAGACAGAGAUCAAGUCCCUAGAGCGUUACAUGUGCUCCCGCUUCUUUAUUGACUUUCCUGACCUCAGCGAGCAGCAGCGCAAAAUCGAGGCCUACCUGCGCUGCCACUUUAUUGGCGAUGAGGAGACGGGCAAAUAUGACUUUCUGAUGACCCUGCGUCGGGUGAUAGAUGAUAGUACAGUGUGUUUGAUGGGACAUGAGCGGAGGCAGACACUCAAUAUGAUCACGGUCCUGGCUCUGAGGGUGCUGGGGGAACAGAAUGCCAUUCCCAAUACUGCCAACAUCACCUGCUUCUAUCAGCCUGCACCUUACAUGGCCGACCCCAUAUUCAGCAGCUACUACAUUCCCCAGGCAGCACAGCCCCCCCUCCUUUACCACACCUACCCUUUACAUGUCCACAUGCAGACCGGCCUGGUGUAGGUCCCAGCAUGUGAGUGGGGGAGAGCAUGCGGGCUGUGUUCUAUAUGGUUCUACUCUGUAACCAGAGGCACAAAAUAGAGUUAAAAAAGAAAACAGGCUGCAUGAGCACAGUUUGUUCAAUGCUUUGAAAAGACACUGCCUAUGACGUGAGAGACAGUGGACACAGAAUAGGGAGGAUUGGAGUUCUUUAGAUAAAGGCCGGCCACCACAUCAUCGUUCAAUUUUUUGUUGUUGUUUUGAAUGGGAGAGAGAAUAGCUGUGAGGGAAAAAUGUCAGAGGGAAAGAACCGUUUACAUGGCUGUUUUAGCUGCAUCAGCAGGGCAGGCAGGCAGGCUUUGGCCGUGUUCAAGAGCAUAAAAUCUGUGAUGCAUUGUGGGUAAAUGUUGACUGAAUGAUUUACAAAUAAUAAUGAGUAGGUAUUUAUGAUGCAAAAUUAGUUGUAGAUCAGUCAUCAGCACUGUCGGCUACAAUGUCAAACAAGUUCUUUGUCACCUUCCUGUGACGGGGGAUCCUAGAUUGUCAAUUAAUGAGAAAGUUGUUUAACAUCACAGAAAUACUGUAUGAAGUGUAGACCGAGCGUUUCUUAUAUUAUUAACUCGAUGGUUCGAGUCCUGAAUGCUGAUUGGCUAACAGCCAUGGUAUAUCAGACUGUAUACCGUGGGGCAAAAAUUGUAUUUAGUCAGCCACCAAUUGUGCAAGUUCUCCCACUUAAAAAGAUGAGGCCUGUACUUUUCAUCAUAGGUACACUUCAACUAUGACAGAGAAAAUGAGAAAAACAAAUCCAGAAAAUCACAUUGUAGGAUUUUUUAUGAAUUUAUUUGCAAAUUAUGGUGGAAAAUCCGUAUUUGGUCACCUACAAACAAGCAAGAUUUCUGGCUUUCACAGACGUGUAACUUCUUCUUUAAGAGGCUCCUCUGUCCUCCACUCGUUACCUGUAUUAAUGGCACCUGUUUGAACUUGUUAUCAGUAUAAAAGACACCUGUCCACAACCUCAAACAGUCACACUCCAAAGUCCACUAUGGCCAAGACCAAAGAGCUGUCAAAGGACACCAGAAACAAAAUUGUAGACCUGCACCAGGCUGGGAAGACAAUCUGCAAUAGGUAAGCAGCUUGGUUUGAAGAAAUCAACUGUGGGAGCAAUUAUUAGGAAAUGGAAGACAUACAAGACCACUGAUAAUCUCCCUCGAUCUGGGGUUCCACGCAAGAUCUCACCCCGUGGGGUCAAAAUGAUCACAAGAAUGGUGAGCAAAAAUCCCAGAACCACACGGGGGGACCUAGUGAAUGACCUGCAGAGAGC
Molecule: messenger RNA, 4074 nt
Organism: Oncorhynchus keta (chum salmon)
Lineage: Eukaryota; Metazoa; Chordata; Actinopteri; Salmoniformes; Salmonidae
Exons: 2
Coding region: 231-2777 (848 amino acids)
Biological process (GO): mRNA stabilization
Molecular function (GO): poly(A) RNA polymerase activity; RNA binding
Source: RefSeq, a predicted model, not a curated record